Setaria italica (foxtail millet) is the source of this 2185-nucleotide messenger RNA. RefSeq names its product something about silencing protein 10. NCBI's taxonomy places the organism in Eukaryota, Viridiplantae, Streptophyta, Magnoliopsida, Poales, Poaceae. The coding region runs from base 127 to 2004 and encodes 625 amino acids. The transcript has 16 exons. The record is from RefSeq and is a predicted model, not a curated record. Gene Ontology annotation, cellular component: small-subunit processome; nucleolus. Gene Ontology annotation, biological process: maturation of SSU-rRNA from tricistronic rRNA transcript (SSU-rRNA, 5.8S rRNA, LSU-rRNA).
CUGGCCACGCACCGCAAGCGAAAGCCCCUUCCUUUCCUCGCUCGGCCGCCGCACUCCCCGCUCCACGCCUCCACGGACGCCACCGCCGCGGCUGAGCAUCUACGGAACUUGGCUGCAUAGCCUAGCAUGGGGAAGAGGCCGAGGACGACUCCGCGGCGCGCGCCGGCACGGCCCCCUCCGAAGUCCAAGCGGACCGACGAGCUGGCGGCGAUGUCCGACUCCGACGACGACGAGAUUGAAGCAUUCCACAAGCAGCAGGACAUGAUCCCCCUUGACGACGACGAUGCGAGGGAGUCGGAGGAUGACGAUAUGGAGCAGCCCGUGUUCGACCUGAAGGGUGUUUCUGAUAGCGAAACUGAUGAUGGCGAAGGAGAAGAGAACGAUAACAUGGAAGCUAACUAUGAAGAUUGGGACAAAGGGUAUAUUGCAAAAUUAAAAAGAGCAGCGAGGGUUGUGAAACAAAUUGCUGGAGGUGAUGAUAGCAUGGAUGAGCAGGAGGAAGAUGAAAAGACCAAAAAUGUUUGGGGCAGAGGUAAAGGGGCAUACUAUGACAAACAGCUUGGUGAAAGUGGUGAUGAUGAGUUGGAUUAUGAGGAGGAGGUGCAAAGGAUCCAAAAAGAAAAUCAAGAAAAUCUGUCUAUGAAAGAUUUUGGAUUAGAAGAUGGUGAAAGUGAUGAAGAGAAUGAUGGCACAAAGCAGGCAUCCAACCAUGAAACCAAAAUGAAAGAAAACCUUGCUGUCCUAUCAAGCAAUGACAAAAUGGGUGUGCUAUACAGUUCUGCUCCUGAACUCGUUAGCUUGUUGUCUGAGUUGAAGGAGGCCCAUGAAGAAUUUAGGGCUAUAGGACAGCUCAACAAUCAGGUGACAGCUGGUCUAGGCAAAGCUAAAGGUGGAAUGCUACCUUUGGAAGUGAAGAAAGCUUGUUUGCUUGCUUAUUGUCAAGCUAUUACCUUCUACCUCCUUAUGAAAGCUGAGGGGUUGUCCGUGCAGGAUCAUCCUGUAAUUUCUCGCCUUGUAGAGACCAAGAAUAUGGUAGACAAGAUGAAGCAAGUCACCACGAAUCUAGGUAGGCAAGAGGGGAGCACUGAUGGCCAUAACAUGGAUAGUGGCACCAUCCAAGCUGAUAAGAUAGUCUCAUUGGACAAACAGGAGGGCAAAUGUAGCAAAGUACUAACACUGGAUAAAGUGAAACAAGGUGCUGAAGUCUCUGAAUCGAGAAAGAGUGAGCCUUCUAAUAAUGAUCGCCACAAAGUUAACAAAGAGAAGAACAAGGAUGAGCACAUAGGCUUGCAAAGCCUGGAAAUGUUGAAAGUAAGAGCCAACCUUGAGGAAAGAUUAAAGAAAAAGGGGCUCUAUAAUUUGACAAGAUCGAAGCCAGAGAAGUUGUCAAAAACCAGGACAACUAGUAAUCAAAGAGACCUGCAGACAUUGGAUGACUUUGAUGAUGAAGUGCAGAGGAAUAAUCAAAUGAUGAAACCUAGCAAGCUUGUGGCAGCUGCUGCUAAAUCUAAUAAAAACAAGUUUGUUUCUGGUGAUGAUGAUCUUCCAAAGCGAGAUAAUGUUGGUGAAAGGCGGAGGAAACAUGAGCUUCGUGUCCUAUCAAGAGUAGGAGCUAACUCAGUUGAAUAUGAUCAUGAGUUGCCAGAAGAUGGUGACGGUUCUGAAGACGAGUUCUAUCAGGAUGUGAAAAGACAGAGGACUGAAAAACUGUCAUUUAAGAAUGAGAAGUACUUACCAACUCGUGGCAUUCAACCCGUGGAGGAAGAAACUGAAGGAGAUGGCAAGAGGAAGAUUUCAUAUCAGAUCGAGAAGAACAGGGGCUUGACACGUUCCAGAAAUAGGGACAAGAAGAAUCCGCGAAAGAACUACAGGGAUAAGCAUAAGAAAAAGCUUGUCAAGCGGAAAGGCCAAGUGCGUGACAUCAAGAAGCCAUCCCGUCCCUAUGGAGGUGAAAUGUCCGGCAUCAACCCUAACGUUAGCCGCAGCGUUCGGUUCAAGAGUUAAUUUCAUUUGUAUGUUCAGUUUUAUAAUGUUGGACAUGAAAAUUUUAGUCAAACGGUUGUGUGGUAACCGGGAGCCACAUAAUUUGUCUUCUGAUAUUAGAUUAGCAGAAUAUUGACUUGCUAAAUAUAAUUGUCGCCUGUGACCUUUACUGGUGAAAAACAAUGCCAUGAUAUUCUCUUGU